Molecule: messenger RNA, 3138 nt
Organism: Folsomia candida
Lineage: Eukaryota; Metazoa; Arthropoda; Collembola; Entomobryomorpha; Isotomidae
Exons: 2
Coding region: 207-2639 (810 amino acids)
Biological process (GO): protein phosphorylation
Molecular function (GO): protein kinase activity; ATP binding
Source: RefSeq, a predicted model, not a curated record
AUUUAGUUAUUCCAAUUCAACCGUCACCUAAUCCUUGCUCCUCUUAUCAAGUCACAUAACUCCUGAUAACAUACAUAACUUGUUCCAAAUAAGCAGUUAUACAUAAAUUCAAUCCUCCUCGGCACUAUUCUAACCAAAUCCGUCUCCAUCACAAAAUAAUUCCAAGAACUAUUUGGUCUAAAGUAGGGAAUAAUAAUUUCAACAUUAUGACAACCAACGUCGAUUUCCUGGACGGAGUCCGCACCUACAAAUCUUUUCUGGGGAGUGGUUCCUUCGGAUUUGUACUGGAAGUUGAGAAAGAGGACCGAACCCCUUCCGCCAUAAAAUUCAUUUACCCAACGGAUGACGAAAAGAAAAAGGUCCAAGGCGAACGAGAGGCCUCGUUAACCCAACAACUUCCCAGGCAUGAAAAUCUGGUCACCGUUAAGAAUUCCGUGUCAAAUAAAUGUCUGAGUCCAACCCAGUUACAGCAGGUUUUCAUCCAUUGCAAACACGUGACUAGAGCUAAGUGGGAGGACCUGCCAUCCAAGUUAAGAACAUUGGGGUGGACCUGUAUCGAGAUGGAGCUCUGUGGAAGGAAUUUGUGGGAAUCGAUACGUGAUCCAGAUACAAAGUUGACAUCCAUGUCUGUCCAGCUUAAACAAGUCCAGAUUAUCCAAGGUCUAAUUUCAGGGUUGGGAUUUCUACACAGCAGACAAAUCAUACAUCGUGACUUGAAGCCUGGCAAUGUCAUGUUCAAACUGGAAUUCCAGGUCCCAAUAAAAAUAGGAGAUUUUGGCCAAUGUCGCAUCGUCCCUGGUCACGAAGACCCUACGCUCACUAAGACCAGUAUUGGAACGACGCAAUACACAGCGCCCGAAGUGCGCAGCGGAACUGGGAAAUACUCUUAUCAAUCCGACCUAUUUUCACUUGGGCUAAUUAUUUGGGAGAUCGUCGCCCUGCUAACUCCACGUGAGUGCCAAAUCCGAUUUGAUAAACUACUUAAUGAUGGAGCUGAUGACCAAGUUCGAGAUGACCAUCUCCUCAUUGGGAAGGAUGCUAAGCAACUUGUUCUAAAUUUAACUAAAAAAGCUGUCAAUGAGAGAUAUCAGAGUGUUUAUGAGGUGGAGAAAAUUAUUCAUGGCUGGAGAUCCGUGAGAAAUCCGGUCAAUUCUGCACAGAACUAUAUUACUGGACAAAAUCGUGGUAACGCUUUUGUCGAAGCAUUGCCUUUUGGACUUGCACCCUAUGUCCCACCUUCCAGAAAUCCUGUUUAUCCUUCCAGCGAAAGCGCAGAUGACCUCAUUCGCCGGAUUUAUGAAUCAAAACAAGUGCGGGACCCAAGAGUUUUGAAAAGCCCUCCCUCGCAACUGGACCGAACUAAGAGUCUAUCAGCACUUAAUGUGGCAACGGAUAGCAGAAGAUUUAACCAUGGCAUUGAAACGCCUCGAACCAAUGUAACCAAUCCAAUCCGAAAUUUCAAGCAGGAAACAAACCCACUGCCGCCAAAUUUGACGUAUCAACACGACCCACAUAACAAUAUUAACUACAUGUUCAAAAUUGACCCCAAAAAACCAGCAGGUGCCACAGAAUCUGGAUCAAAUAAUACGCCAAUGUCACUCCCCUCUUUUUCCAAACAAGUGCAACCCGAUCAAAUACAAAGAACUCAGAACGUGGUUAAGCACAAUGCAAAGCAACCCAUUAUUCCUGUCGGCGUAUUCUUCUCCUUGGACACGAUAUCUGCAGCCACAUUCGACCAACAAGCUAAAACAUUCAAGCAAAUUUACGGCCCAAAGCGCAACCUCGUCUGCUUCCAUGGAGGGCUCGUUCUGAUCUCUGAUUUUCCUCAUGACGUCCCAAGCAGCAACAUUAUCACUAUGCGAGAAAUCUUGACACACCCACACAUUGAGCAGCUUCGAAACGUCGAGACCGUUGGAGGAAUGAGGUCACUACGAGUUGAAGAAAUUCUCGCUCACGUCUUCAUCAAGUUGCACGAAGUACUGAAACGCGAACUACAAUCGUCCUUCAUCUCCUACGCCAUCUCGCAUCUUUCGUCCUUCAACAGGAAGAUGUACUAUGUCCUAAAGAAUGCGAUAGAACUUGCAGAAAUUCGCGCCAUCCUGGUGCGAGAGUCUGACGCAAUUCUUGCCCAUGCAAUUUACACAAAAAAACUAUUGUGUGAACCCACCUCGGCUGUGGUGGCAAUCGAGGAUCCUACCACGAAGGGGAGUGACGUUUCGAUUUACAAAAUUGUAGAAAAUCGACUCCAGCUCAGCAAGGUUUACGGAUUUACAACUGGAAUGAAGGAAUGCGUGAAAAACCUGCCUGCUUUAUCGCGCCCAAAGAUUUUCUUAUACUGCCUCGGUCCUCACAGUAAAGACGAAAAUAUCAGGGUUAUACGAGAAGCGACGGAUGAUCGUCAAUGGGUGGACGCAAUGAAGAUAACCGUGCCCUUGGAGGGUGCUACGUUGCUGGCAUGUUUAAAAUACGAUUCAACCUAUAGUACCAGGUGGGAUGAGGAGUUUCAGUUCGCCAAUUUAAUACAGAUUGUGAAGACAACGCCAAACCUGACGCACGCUCAGAUUGAACAUGUCGGGGAGAAUUUACCAUAUGACAGAAAGACAUAUAAACUUCUGUUUCCCAAAACUUUAAACAAUUAAGCAAUCAGCAUGCAAAUAUUAAAUAUAAAGUGUGAAAUCCAUUGUAACAAUGAUUAAGAUCAUAAUAUAACCAGCAGUAAUAAUGACAAACCAAAUUUAUAGUCUCCCAUAUGGAAGACGUACUUUUACAUUGUGGAUUUUAUUUUGCAAGCCUGAUUCUCCUACCAGGGACUAGACACAAAUUCUCUUCAAAGUUUUGCACUAAAAUGUUGGUGAUUAUGUAUGCAUGACGGAACAAGUUGAUGAGAAGGGAUAUCAGUAAAUGCGUUUAUUUUAUUAAUUUUGCUUUAAAAUUCUCAAUAUUUAGGAUGAAAAAGGCAUCCCCUUUUUAAAACGCCUAGAAUGUACAUCUGACAUAUAUCCCAGGAAGAUGUUCACUUAAGGCUAUUCCGUCCCUUUGCCCAACUAGACGAAUAAAUCCUUCUUCAAGGUUUGCUGAUCGUUAAAUUCAUCGUAAUUUAGAUUAGUUCCAGGUGCUACAUAAAAUAAUUCAGGAAUU